CGCACGCCAAUAAGAUCCUUUCUCGUCAGUGUAAACGGAAGUGAACAGUGACCAAGAAAAAUUUCCACUUUAGCGUUUUAAUUUGUUAUUUAGACGUUUAUUAACACCAUGGAACUCAGCAUAUUACUACUUUAACUGCACGGCUUCACAUACUUACUUCAGGUAGUGUUUAAUUCCCGUUGGAGACAGGGCUUGGUUAAUAGAUGUUAUCUAGGUAACGCUAGCUAACAAUGGCUAACUGUAUGGUUUUUCACACUCAAAUAGCCUCCAUCAUGGAGGUGUUAGCAAAUGCAGCCGUGGCAGAGAUCUGUAAACUCGUAGACGACGACUAUGCAGUCAUCCGUUUGGAAAUGUCUCAAAGCCAGAAAGAAAACAGAGGAUUGCGGAGGAAACUACAGCUACUGGAACUGAAGGUGGCGCGGGAGCGCGCAGAGCGCGUCCUCGCCAGUCGUCCCAGUAGUGUCAAGAUCCUCGACCGAUACAGAGGAAUGGCAAGAGGUGAAGGACAUCUCACUGGAGGCCACAGGAGCUUUGUGAAGCCAGUGGGACACAAUACAUGGAGAGAUGACCAACCAAUCACUGUUGAUGAGGGGAGUGGAACCUCAACCCAGCACGUUAUCGUUAUAGAGUAUGCAGAUGCAGAGGCUGCAGGUCCUGGGGUUAAGCAGGAGAGGUCUGAAGGAGAGGAAAACAAACAACACAACAGAGACAUCCAGACUGGAGCAGCGGCUGGAGUGGUUCCCCCUGUGGCUACAGACGACUCUUCCACCACCCCAUCGCAGCCCAGGACGCUACGCAGCAUCACGGAGGUCAGUGGAACGCUGAACGCCGUCCUCAAGUCAGAGACCGACACAGAGACUUUAAUUGUAACACAAAGGCUUUUGCACACAGGAUCUGACCACAGAUCAGACCCAGAGAGACUGGGGCCACUGGGCUGUUCUCCUGCUCCCAGUUCAGAGUAUUUACUUUACGGUAACCCAAGCCCGAGGACGGUUCAUUCUCAUCAGGACUCAGGUGACGUGUUAGAGACUGGCAAUGAUCCGUCUUGUUCUUACACUACAAAGCUGGACACUGGCAACAUUCCCUUGGGUUUAGAGACACAGACUGUUCUCUCUAGAGGUGAUUGGAACCAGUACAGUAGUAGUGUGUACUCUGAAGGGUGCGUAGAGGGUCUGGUCGUAGAUAAAGUGACUGUGAAAGUGGAGGGCGAUGUUCCUCCCACAUGGAAUGCAGAUAAUCACCUAGGAGACGGACACUCACAGGGCAGAGAUUUCUUAGAAAACAGGGAAAGCUUGGAGACAAAUCCAAAUGUUGUUAUCCACUCCCCUUUACACGCAUUCAGCGGUCGCGACCCAGUGUCCACGUCGAUGCGGCCUUCCGAUUCGUACAGCCGUGUCCUUUUCGAUCAGGUAUUGAACUCAAACGACAGGGCUAGAGCCCAGGCUCAGGGAGGGGGAGCCACGUCAGGCAAUAGUAAAGAGAAACGGUUCCUGUACAAGUUCUGUAACAAAGGCUUCAGCUGCAUCCAGAAGGUGGACAUCCACCAGAGGGUCCACACAGAGGAGAAACCAUUCAUCUGUACCCAGUGUCACAUGCGCUUCGCCCAAGCUGGCACCCUGAAGAGGCACCAGAGGGUCCACACAGGAGAGAAACCCUUCAAAUGUACCCAGUGUCACAUGCGCUUUGCCCAGGCCGGUGACCUGAAGAGGCACCAGAGGGUCCACACGGGGGAGAAACCCUUCAGGUGCCCCCAGUGUGAGAAGAGGUUCUCCCGCCAGGACCAGCUGAAGAUGCACCUGAAGAUCCACUUGGAAGAAAGACCGUUUGCCUGUACUCACUGCAGGAAGAGGUUCUCAGAGAGGAGCUACCUCAGGAUACACCAGCAGAAAAUGCACACGGCCAAUGUAUAGAGUAUAGUGACGUGAUGUAGUACUAGUUAGUUCAUUCUGUCAUUUUGGAUGUAGUAGGGAACUGGAUGAGAAGAACUGAGGAAAGAAUGAGUAUGAUGAGGCAGAGUAGAUAUGGUGAUGGUUGGUGUGAUUGUGUCUGUAAAAUGCUUCACUGAUAAAGUGACAACUAUGUCCUUUUAGUUUGAUACUGGUGUUUUAUAGUGAAAUAAUGAUAGUGCCUUAAUUAAUGUUUUCUUGACAUGAAGUAGUAAAUAUCACAUACAUUUUUAUUUGUCACAUCCCCCGUGUCACCUUACCGUGAAAUGCUUACAUAACCAACAAUGCAGUUCAAGAAAUAGAGUUAAGAAAAUAUUUGCUCAAAAAAUAAAAUAAAAACUAACACAAUUACAUAACAAUAACAAAGCUAUAUACAGGGGGUACCGGUACCGAGUCAAUGUGCGGGAGAACAGGUUGUUUGAGGUCAGUUGUACAUGUAGGUUGGGUGUGUAAUGUAAGGUUUAACCUUUUCCAAAUUAUUCGAAAAUUAAUUUCAUGAAAGUGAGCGUACCGGAUUUACAGAAAAGGUAAAGUGUUACCAUAGUGAGAAAAGUUAUUCUACUUGUCACAU
Molecule: messenger RNA, 2517 nt
Organism: Oncorhynchus gorbuscha (pink salmon)
Lineage: Eukaryota; Metazoa; Chordata; Actinopteri; Salmoniformes; Salmonidae
Product: zinc finger protein 19-like
Exons: 4
Coding region: 231-1910 (559 amino acids)
Biological process (GO): regulation of transcription by RNA polymerase II
Cellular component (GO): nucleus
Molecular function (GO): RNA polymerase II cis-regulatory region sequence-specific DNA binding; DNA-binding transcription factor activity, RNA polymerase II-specific
Source: RefSeq, a predicted model, not a curated record